UAUAUAAAGAUUGUUUGUAUAGAUUCAAUUGAGGGGUUCCUAAAAUCAACUCUUAUUUAAUGAGGAUUGCCUUUUAAUUUGCACAUAAUUAAAAAUCAACCCUUGAUCUUCAAAAUCAUUAAAAAGAAUCAAGAAUCUGAUAUCAAGAUUCUCCACCAAUCAUAAAACAUGCUUUCGAUCUGAUUCCGAAAUUCCAUGCCGAGUCGAUUUUACGACAAAGUUUUCUUCGUCGUAAAUAUGUUUUUUUUCCAGGUAAAUUAGUUGGCUUUCUAUAUAAUAAUCGAGUUAAUUUUUACUCGGUAGCUAGAAGUGUUGUGAAGAAACGGUAAUUUAUUGAGCUGAAAAGUAAAAUGGAGGGAGGUAUUGCGAAACCGAAUAAAACGGAAUUUACGGAAUGCUGGCGAACGAGUUUGAAAACGCCCUACAUUAUGCGUCUCGCUUUAUCCGCUGGCAUUGGCGGGUUAUUAUUCGGUUAUGACACAGGUGUUAUUUCCGGUGCUCUCCUCUACAUCAGAGACGACUUCAAAUCCGUCGACACUAACACAUGGAUGCAGGAAACGAUAGUGAGCAUGGCGGUAGGAGGGGCGAUAUUCGGUGCGGCGUUUGGCGGCUAUUUAAACGACAAGUACGGUCGGAAAAAAUCGAUUCUUUUGGCCGACAUUUUAUUUUUCGUCGGAGCAGUUAUAAUGGCGGCCUCGGUGGCGCCUUGGAUGAUAAUAGUCGGAAGAGUGUUCGUCGGAUUAGGCGUCGGAAUGGCUUCGAUGACGUCACCACUAUACAUUUCCGAAGCGUCUCCGGCGAGAAUUAGGGGUGCAUUAGUUAGCACUAAUGGUUUGUUAAUUACAGGAGGACAGUUUUUGGCUUAUCUUAUUAACUUAGCAUUCACUAAGACACCUGGCACGUGGCGGUGGAUGCUCGGAGUCGCCGGAGUUCCGGCGGUUGUCCAGUUCUUCUUGAUGUUAUCGCUUCCCGAGUCUCCUAGAUGGUUAUAUAGACAGGACAAGGUAAAGGAAGCGAGGGAAAUUCUCGAGAAAAUCUACCCAGAAAACGAGGUCGAAGAAGAAAUGAAGGCAUUACAAUCCUCAGUCGAAGCCGAAAAAAUCGAAGAAGCUUCAAUAGGCACCGGCUUUUUCUCGAAACUCAAAAACGUUUGGGGAAACAAAAUCGUAAGACGAGGACUCUACGCAGGCAUCACCGUACAAGUUGCUCAACAGUUUGUCGGCAUAAACACCGUUAUGUACUACAGCCCCACGAUCGUCCAGCUGGCAGGUUUCGCCUCGAAUGAGACAGCUUUAGCAUUGUCGCUUGUAACCUCUGGUCUGAACGCAUUCGGUUCGAUUGUUAGUAUGGCUUUCGUCGACAGAUUUGGGAGGAGAAGGCUUAUGAUUGUUUCGAUGUUUGGUAUUAUAAUUUGUCUUGUUGCGUUGUCUGUUCUUUUUUACGAAGCGUCCGAUCAUUCGCCGAAAAUUAGUGGUGUUGAAUCUCUACACUUUGGUGGGAACUCGACUUGCUCGACUUUUGCCGGAGCAUCUGAGCCGUCGAAAUGGAACUGUAUGACGUGUCUUCAAUCUUCGUCCGAUUGCGCCUUCUGUGCUAAUGGACAUAACAAUUACCAACCCGGUGCGUGCUUGGCCGCAACGGAUGCAAUAAGAGGAAUGUGCCAAGGGGAGCACCGAACAUGGUACACGAAAGGUUGCCCUAGCAAGUUCGGAUUUUUCGCGGUUUUGCUUCUAGGGUUGUACAUUGUAUCCUACUCUCCCGGAAUGGGGACCGCACCUUGGAUAAUCAACUCCGAGAUUUACCCGUUGAGGUAUAGAGGAAUCGGUGGUGGCAUAGCGGCGGUCUCUAAUUGGAUCUCGAAUCUCAUUGUGAGUAUGACGUUUUUGUCCCUGACGCAAGCUCUUGGGUCCGCCGGAACUUUUCUAUUGUUCGCCGGAUUUUCGACCGCCGGGCUCGUGGCGAUUUAUUUGCUUGUGCCGGAGACGAAGGGGCUGCUGUUUGAGGAGGUGGAGAAGAUGCUUGACAAGGGGUUUAAGCCUAGCUUGUGUGGCAGUUCUGAUGAGGAUAGUUCUAGUAAGACAGAUAAAAUUGCUGUCUAGGGUUUUAUUAGGGUUGCAUUAACAUUUAUUGCAGUCGAAAAGUAGCGAACGAGGGCAUGAUUCGAACUUUAGACCUCGAUUCCUAAUUAUCACAAGGGAUUCAAUUUUUUU
Erythranthe guttata (spotted monkey flower) is the source of this 2210-nucleotide messenger RNA. Its product is annotated as inositol transporter 4. Gene Ontology annotation, molecular function: myo-inositol:proton symporter activity. Gene Ontology annotation, cellular component: membrane. NCBI's taxonomy places the organism in Eukaryota, Viridiplantae, Streptophyta, Magnoliopsida, Lamiales, Phrymaceae. Gene Ontology annotation, biological process: myo-inositol transport; transmembrane transport. The record is from RefSeq and is a predicted model, not a curated record.